Molecule: messenger RNA, 1947 nt
Organism: Anthostomella pinea
Lineage: Eukaryota; Fungi; Ascomycota; Sordariomycetes; Xylariales; Xylariaceae
Source: the annotation of a GenBank genome assembly
AUGAACCCGUUUCACCUCUCUCCUGAGGUGCCGAAGGGACCGCCUGUAAACUCAAAAGGCAGCACCACAGCAACUCAAGACUUCGGCGAUGAGGUUCAUCAACCUGCCCAAUCAUCAACAAUGAAUCCUGCUCUAGAACCUUGUCGUGCUCCGAACAAGCUUGUGCUAUGCUUUGACGGGACUGGCAACAAGUUCCGGGGAGACGAUAGCGACAGUAACAUCUUGAAGAUCUUCAGGUGUUUGGAUCGUGAAGCUGGUGACCAGUACCACUACUACCAGCCGGGUAUCGGGACGUAUAUUACCUCGAAUUCACUUUCACAUACCAGUGUCGGGGCUCGCGUCCGAUCAUGGGUUCUGAAAGCGAAAGACUCAGCCAUCGGAUCCAGCUUCGAUCAACAUGUCGUCGGAGGGUAUCGAUUUCUGAUGCGCUUCUACGACCCAGGUGAUGAGAUUUACUUCUUCGGUUUCUCUCGGGGGGCCUAUGUGGCCAGGUUCCUCGCAGAGAUGCUCGACUUCGUCGGGCUGCUCUCACACGGAAACGAAGAGAUGGUCGCAUUCGCCUGGAAAGCGUUCUCGGAAUGGCAGGCCCGCCAGACUAGCGACAGCAGGGAGCACAGGGACAAACGCCGCGAGAUGUUCCGAUUUAUGAAAGGAUUCCGAGAGACAUUCAGCCGACCCGUGGAGAGAAUACGGUUUCUUGGCUUGUUCGACACGGUCAAUUCGGUUCCCCGGUUCGAGGCGGCUUGGAUGCAGCAGUCGAAAUUCCCGUAUACUGCGCGGAGUACCGCUAAGGUAAUCCGCCACUGUGUUUCAAUAGACGAGCGCCGCGCGAAGUUCCGGCAAGAUCUCAUCUACCAAGGCGUCGGCAGAGGUCAUAAACGCACGGAAUCUAUCGCACGUGAGAAGCUUCAUGAGAUGGUGCACGAGAGAUACCGUGCGCGGCGUCAAGCUGUUUCAGGAGCUGCAGCAAGGGACAGCACAACACGAGGCCGCCGCGAGUCUGCACCGUCUCUAGACGAAGACACAUUUCGGCCUUAUUCGCGAUCAAAGUCGCGAGAGACACGAAACUCGAAGGAGGGCACCCGAUACUCGAAGGACGUCAUCAAUCACGGCGGUGACGCCCAACCUGAGGUAUCCCAGGGGUUGUACCAAGACGACGGUGAAGACUCCGAGGAUGAUGAGCAGGAUAUUGACGAGAUCUGGUUCGCGGGCGGGCAUGGCGACGUGGGGGGAGGAUGGGAAUUGGUUCCCGGCGAGAAACCAGCCAGUCACAUACCACUCACGUGGAUGAUUAGGGAGGCUGGAAAGGCCGGCCUCAAUUUUGAUCCUGUGAAGCUAGUCGAUAUGGGAGUCUCUGAAGCUCUGCAGGACUCGGACGACCCCCCGAGCACGAAUGAGAGCCCCGACAUCCGCGUCGACGUGACCGCCCCAACACCCCUGGCGUCCUUUGAAGGUGGUCCUGUCAACGACCCAAAGGAGGAUUGGGCUCACUUCAGACAGGAGAGCAGCGAGGAGAAGAACCACGAGAAAUCCAGCCCGUUCCAUCAGAUGCUCCACCAAGCUCACGUGGCUCUCGUUCACGACUCGCUCCAGUUCGGAUCCGGCCUGACGAAGAGACAGGUAAUCAGCUGGAAGAUCAUGGAGUACAUGCCUUUCCGGAGGAUGGACCUGCAGUCGGAUGGGACAUGGAAACCCAUCCGUUGGCCGUUACCGUGCGGUGAGACGCGUGACAUCCCACAUACGGCACGUGUGCAUGGCUCUGUCAUCCGUCGGAUGCGAGAGGACAAGUCCUACCGACCCGGUAACCUCAUCGUGGGCGGGGGAGGUCGCGGCAUGCGAAGGGCCCCAGAAGAGUACGGUAUUGGAGAGUGGGAAUGCGUGACAGGACGUGGGGACCCGGUGGAGGAGGUCUGGGUGAAGAAAACUCCUUCGCCAAGUGAAUGUUGA